GUGGGAGUUUCGCAAUGCCUCAAUCACCCCGCGACGAUUUUGAAGGCGCUGCUCAUCGAAGGUGAGAGGGCAGCGAGAGGCGCAAAGGACGACCGACAAUGCUUCACACAGCUGCUGGUGGUUUGUCUGAGCAGAUCUCAAGUCUCUGCGUCGCUCCUCGCUCAAGUUUGUGGUGUGCUGUGUGUCUGCAGAGUCACUCAUUCACCAGGGCUCACUCCCCCCGCCUCUCUGCUGUGACGGUGUCUGUCUGAGGUGAGCAGAGCAUCCCGCCCUCCCAUGGAUCUCGUCUGACUGACUGAUUGCCAUUCACUCGUUCGUGUGUCCUUCCUCUUUUGAUUCAUUCAGAUCUCUCACUCACUCACCGAUGGCGUCGUCGUCGCAUCAGAUGCCCCCCACCACUCCCCAGCCCGCCCCUCCGGCAGUCUUCUCUCUGCCCGACCUUGCCAUCACCAGGGCGGCAGAACUCCGUCGGUGCAUCGUCAGAUUGCCGCAGGCCGAGGCCAGCACCGCGCUCACACUCGUCGAGCAGCGCAUAGAGGAGGCCAUCGGUCGUCUGGGGCUCGAGGACGUCCUGGUCUUCGACGUCGGUGGUCUGGAGGACGGCUGGAAGGUGGUGCAUCUGCUGGAGGAGGGCAGUGGCGGAGAGUGGCGGGCGAUGGGGCGGUUCAUUCGGCUGGCCGCCAUCUAUCGGCUCACACCCAAUGCAACUCUGCCCCUGCGGCUGUCGGCUGAUGCGCUGCCCUCCCCAACAGCCCUCCGACAGCUGCCCCUCAUCAUGGCCCUCUACAAGACCAUCGGCCAUCGCCUCACCCACCAGGGGACCAGCCUGGCGCUGCAGCAAGACAACAAUGAUGGGGCGUAUCGGAUCGGCGAUGCGUCGUUCCGUGUGGUGCCGUUGAGUGACCUGACGGCCAACCAUCCCUAUCGCAGCGGCUACCAGACCACCGAUCCCGUCAUCCGCCGAGACGACUACCUCUACCGCUCCUUCUCGUCAUUCCUCCUGCGCACGGUGCUCGAGCGGUGGUGCCAUGAUGAGGGGAUGGGCCGCAGGUGGGUGCUGCACGCUCACAUCGGCAGGAAUGACCCCCGCUAUCGCCGUCUGCUGGCCGAGGCCAUCAGCGAGAAGCAGCAGGGGGCCAUCGCUGCGGACUUUCGCGUAGACGUCGGCAACCUGAAUCAUACCAAUCCUGACGACAGUCGUCGUGUGAUCGUGAGCGGCUUCCGGCCCAACGAGGACGUCGCUGCCUAUCUGAGUGUGAGUGAUGGCUACAUCUUUCUGUACAGGACCGAGCGGUCUGUUGGCGAUCGGUCUCAGCCGCUGGCCGUCCGGUUCCCUACAUCGAUGCCCCGCUGGCGUCCCGUGCUGAGUCACUUCGAGCUGGUGGAUGACGUCAUCAACAGAGGGACGGUGCUGGGAUGAGGGACAGAUGUGUGUGUGUGUGUAUGCGGUGAGAUGGGGCUGAAUGUGUUAGUCGUGAGAGGGCACUGAUCAGUUCACGGAAUGGAAUGGGUGUCACGUUUCGUUUUAUGCAGACUCAUCUGCUCACUGUGCAUCAGUGAAUUUAUGCUUUUGAAUGGCCGAACUAAG
Molecule: messenger RNA, 1588 nt
Organism: Vitrella brassicaformis
Lineage: Eukaryota; Vitrellaceae
Source: the annotation of a GenBank genome assembly